AUGUCGAAACCCGAAAUUGAGGCUCUAGAGCACUAUAACGAUACCGAAUCUCUCAGCGAAGAGCACAAACAAUAUCUUCUUAAGCGCCAUGGCGCCAUCAACCUGGACCCCGUCCCUUACAUGAGCGAUGCCGACCCCUUGAACUGGCCCAAGUGGAAGAAAAUUGUAAACCUUUCCCUAGUCGCCUUCCACGCAAUGAUGGCCACUUUCACCGCCGCGGCAAUCCAAUCAGCCUUUGUCGAAAUCGCAGAAGACCUCGGAGUAAGCGUGCAGCGAGCGACCUACCUCACAUCUCUUGUCAUCGCAAUCCUCGGCGGUGCACCGCUUCUUUGGCGCCCGCUCUCACAUACCUACGGCCGACGUCCGAUCUUCCUACUAUCCCUCUUUUGCAGCCUCAUCGGCAAUAUUGGCUGUGCAGUUAGUCCUACGUAUGGCACGAUGGGCCUCUGCCGGGCGAUAACUGCCUUUUUCAUUUGCCCUGCCGCAGCUAUUGGAACGGCCGUCGUGUCGGAAACAUUCUUUCGAAAAGAGAGGGCGCGCUACAUGGGUGUUUGGACCACAAUGGUGACGCUUGGCGUUCCCGUCGCUCCUCUCAUCUUUGGCUUUGUUGCUAUGAGGACUGGCUAUCGAUGGAUUUACUGGAUUCUUGCUAUAACGAAUGGUGUUCAGUUCAUCCUCCACGGCCUGUUUGGGCCCGAAACCCGAUUCGAACCCAGCACUCGAUUGCAAGAAAACUCUUCUUUCAGACAACAAUACCUCAGCUUCCGUCGCAUCGAUCCCAAACCGUUGAAGUUGAGGGACUUUUUGCACCCUCUUAGCUUCAUCUGGUCUCCCAAUGUUAUCAUCCCAGCUGUUGCACAUGCCAUGGUAUUCCUUUGGGGUAGUGUCAUGACGACCUUUGAGAUUCCCCAAGUUUUCCCCGAGAAAUUUGGGUUCAACACACAGCAAGUUGGCCUGCAGUAUAUCGGCAUUAUCAUUGGUACAAUCCUUGGUGAGCAGAUUGGUGGAAUCCUAUCCGAUAAGUGGAUGGGACUACGCGAGCGCAGAGGCAAGCGACCAGAACCGGAAUACCGUCUAUGGCUGAGUUACAUCGGCUACCUGACUGCAGUCUGUGGCGUAGUGGUUUUCUUGGUGCAGCUUGACCGAGCCUCAGAGACAUGGGACGCUACCCCUAUCGUCGGGGCAGGCAUCGCAGCAGCAGGGAAUCAGAUCGUCACAACCAUCAUGAUCACAUAUGCUGUGGACUGCUAUCAUAAGGAUGCUGCAGCAGUAGGCGUCUUUAUCACAUUUAUUCGCCAAGUUUGGGGAUUUAUUGGCCCGUUCUGGAUCCCAGAAAUGAUUGAAAGCCCAGGGUUCAGGCUAAGUGCAGUAAUCUCCACGGCCACGAUAAUAGCAGCAGCGAUACUGCCUACGAUGUUGUUGCAGUUCAAGGGUCGACAUUGGAGACCGCAAGACGCAAAGAACUAG
Messenger RNA from Fusarium falciforme, 1467 nucleotides. Its product is annotated as Putative MFS multidrug transporter. Gene Ontology annotation, molecular function: transmembrane transporter activity. Lineage: Eukaryota; Fungi; Ascomycota; Sordariomycetes; Hypocreales; Nectriaceae. Gene Ontology annotation, biological process: transmembrane transport. The transcript has 5 exons. Bases 1 to 1467 code for a protein of 488 amino acids. The record is from RefSeq and is a predicted model, not a curated record.